CGGUGGCUUUGGCCGUGUAAAUCUCCAUCAGUGUCCUGCCGCUGCGCCGGAGCGAGAGAGAGGAGCCCGUCACCUGAAACACAGGGCGAAUUUCAUCAUCCACCUUUAGAAUCUCUUCAGGGUUGUCUGGAAACCUUCCUCCAUCGCGUCCGGUUUGUUUCGUGCCGACGGAGGCGGGUGUCAUUGAGCCGCGGGGCGUCGCUUCUCCAAACGCGCAUCGGGAACCAUUACGAUCUCCAGCCGUCAGCAGAGAUGUCCGGAUACCAGGGCAAGAAGAACAUCCCUCGCAUCACUAGUGACCGACUUCUAAUUAAAGGAGCAAAGAUAGUGAAUGAUGAUCAGUCUUUUCAUGCCGAUAUCUAUAUGGAGGAUGGAGUCAUCAAGCAAAUUGGUGAAAACCUCAUAGUUCCUGGUGGCGUGAAGACCAUCGACGCCCACGGCAGGAUGCUGAUACCCGGUGGCAUCGACGUUCACACACGCUUCCAGAUGCCUGACCGAGGAAUGAUAGCAGCUGAUGACUUCUACCAGGGCACACGAGCUGCUCUCGCUGGUGGCACCACUAUGAUCAUGGAUCAUGUGGUCCUAGAGCCGGGCGUCAGUCUGAUCGCUGCCUUUAACCAGUGGAGGGAGUGGGCCGACCACAAGUCCUGCUGCGAUUACGCUCUUCAUGUGGACAUCACAGAGUGGCACAAGGGCAUGCAGGACGAGCUCGAGGCGCUGGUCAAAGAUCACGGUGUUAACUCUUUCUUGGUCUACUUGGCCUACAAAGACAUUUUCCAGCUAAAUGACUCCCAGAUGUAUGAGGUGUUCAGUGUGAUCAGGGACCUGGGAGCCAUCGCCCAGGUGCACGCAGAGAACGGGGACAUCAUUGCUGAGGAGCAGAAAAGGAUUCUGGGUUUGGGUAUCACUGGUCCAGAGGGACAUGUCCUGAGCCACCCAGAGGAGGUGGAGGCCGAGGCCGUCAACCGGGCUGUGACCGUCGCCAAUCAGAUCAACUGCCCGCUCUACAUCACCAAACUGAUGAGCAAGAGCGCUGCUGAUGUCAUCGCACAGGCCAGGAAAAAAGGUACCGUGGUGUACGGGGAACCUAUCACAGCCAGUUUGGGGACAGAUGGCACUCACUACUGGAGCAAGAACUGGGCCAAAGCUGCAGCCUACAUCACAUCUCCACCCCUCAGCCCCGACCCCACCACCCCGGACUAUCUCAACUCCCUGCUGGCCUGUGGUGAUCUGCAGGUGACUGGCAGUGCUCACUGCACCUUCAACACUUCCCAGAGGGCCGUGGGCAAAGAUAACUUCACCCUCAUCCCAGAGGGAACUAACGGUACUGAGGAGAGAAUGUCCAUCAUCUGGGACAAGUGUGUGGUGACAGGUAAGAUGGAUGAAAACCAGUUUGUGGCCGUGACGAGCACCAACGCUGCCAAGAUCUUUAACCUGUACCCACGGAAGGGCCGCAUCGCUGUGGGCUCUGAUGCCGACCUGGUGCUCUGGGACCCCGACGCCACCAAAAUCAUCUCUGCUAAGAGCCACCACCUGGCAGUGGAGUACAACAUCUUUGAGGGGAUCGAGGUGCGUGGAGCUCCUCUGGUGGUGAUCAGCCAGGGCAAGAUCGUCCUGGAGGACGGGAACCUCCACACCACUGAGGGCUCUGGACGCUACAUCAGCCGUAAACCCUUCCCAGACUACGUCUACAAGAGGAUAAAGGCCCGAAGCAGGCUUGCUGAGCUGUGUGGAGUCCCGCGAGGUCUGUAUGACGGCCCGGUGUGUGAGGUCACUGUGACACCUAAGGUCAUGACCCCUGUCACCUCCGGAAAGACUUCUCCAGUAAAACACGUUCCUCAACCGGUUCGCAACCUGCAUCAGUCUGGAUUCAGUCUAUCUGGGGCUCAAAUUGACGACAACAUUCCUCGUCGUACCACUCAGCGCAUUGUUGCGCCCCCAGGUGGCAGGGCCAAUAUUACCAGCCUGGGAUAAAAUAAUUUACUCAUUACAGAGAUAAAAGGAUGGUAUGGGAUGGGGGUUAAAGAAACUUGGGCUUUUCCUCCGGGAUCCGUCCAGACGUCUGGACUACGUCCCAACAAGCACACCUCUACUUCCUCCUACACUUCUGUCCAUUCAUCCACCCCUAACACCCAUCCUUUUAACUCUAGCAUCCUGUUUUUGGGUGCAACUUUCUUAGAUGAAUAAGUUUCAGGAUGACUUGGCAUUGGUACUGUAAUAUCAGAUAUGUUGUGCUAUUUCACUUGACUACGUUCAGCACAGAAUACUGCUAAUUCUUCAGUAUGUAUACCGCGCAUAGUGAGGGGUUUCAGUAUGCAUAGAACGACCUACUACAUGCAAAAUGUGCAUUAUGCAACAGAGCAUACUGUACUGUGUACUGUAUCACAAAAUACAAUGCAACCUUUCAUUUCUCAUGUGAGGAAUGAACUGGAAAUAAUGUAUUUUUCUUAUUUGUUAUUUGGUCAGAAUUUUUAAAUUAGGAUUUUUUUUUUUUUUACAUGCAAUUGGAUUAAAACGCUAAAUUACUGUAUUUAUUAAUGCCUUGAUAAAUGUGACUUAAACAUGCAAUGCAUGCUUUAAAAAAACAAACCCUGUUGUUUCUGGCCAAGUGGUCCUGAAACUUAUUCGGCUAACCAAGUAAAUUGCGGUCCAAGGACAGGAACUACCCAGCUAACAAAAAUAUGUUCUAAGAACGUUUUGUGAAUGUUUGCAUUUAGUUAUUGUUCUCUGAAUAUUAAAAAUGGACCGUUUAAAAAUAAAAAGAACACAAACAUUUUGUUAAUGUUUCGGGUGUAAACGAGCGAGUUUAAAGUAACGGUUAAAAAAAUGUUAGACAAAUGUGGAACUGAAAUGUUUUAGAAAAACGUUCCAGGAAUUAUGUAUAAAUAAAGUUUUUUGGGUUAAGGAUUAAGAACAUUAUUAAAGACCACUUUGAAUGAAUGCUUUGUUCGAGACAAGAAACUUGCCAGAACGUUCUGAUUACGUUGUGUUAGCUAGGUAGUAUGAUCCAACAUUUUAAUGUUAUUAUUUGUUUGCAUUCUGGAUAGAACAGCACACAACUUCUGCCUGUAUGGUUUCGUGUUUAACGUGCUGUCUCCAUGUCGGUUUGUUGUUUUUUCCUUGUAGGAAGAGUUGAUGAGUUAUUUAUUGUUUAGGAUUCAAACCACAUUUACAUUUUACAUUUUGCAAAAAGUGUCAACUCUUCCACAAAUGCCUGAUUUGUUACAAGUUUUUAGAAUGUUGUUUUAUAUUGAACUUGAUAGUUGGAUUAUUUUUUUUAUUUGUAUUUUUUUUCUAUGCAUGUUAUGAUUUCGGUUUCAGGUCAGUGUUUCAACGCUUCCUGAAAGUCCCUCACAUUUGUCUUCCUCACAUUUUUGCACUCUGUUAUUUUCUCUCAGUAUUAUUUAACUGCCUUUUUGGAGAUGUUUAAAGCAAAAAAAUAAAUAAAUUUAACUGGUGUUUUUGACCGUGGUGCGCAGUCCUGUAGGGUUUUGAUGUGAUUUGAAUUCACUCAUUUUUUUCUAUAAAUUUCAAACUGUCCAUUCCUACUUUGUCCCACAGUUUUCAUGCAGGGGGUCUCACCAGAAACAAUACAAUACAGUUGAGAAAAUAAAGGAAAACUCUCUGUGUGCACAGCAGAUCGAGAGGGAGGUGCUCUUUUCUAAAUUAUUCUUAUUCUAAAUUAAACUUUAGGUCACAAUGUUUUUCUUGCGUUGCAGUUCUGCUUUGUUUUUAUAAAUUGCCUUGCCUGCCUCGUCACCAAGUGAUAUAGAUCUUGAUUCAUGUCUGUGAGUGUUGUUAUGACAAGCUGAACGUUUCUCAUGGAAGAUAUGUACACAAUUCAUCAUUCUUAAUGUCUUUGAUUGUUGCAAUAAAAUACAGUUGUGAACAAAA
This is a messenger RNA of Carassius carassius (crucian carp), 3894 nucleotides long. RefSeq names its product dihydropyrimidinase-related protein 2-like. The coding region runs from base 253 to 1974 and encodes 573 amino acids. Gene Ontology annotation, molecular function: hydrolase activity, acting on carbon-nitrogen (but not peptide) bonds, in cyclic amides. Gene Ontology annotation, cellular component: cytoplasm; cytosol. NCBI's taxonomy places the organism in Eukaryota, Metazoa, Chordata, Actinopteri, Cypriniformes, Cyprinidae. The record is from RefSeq and is a predicted model, not a curated record. The transcript has 14 exons.